CGGAAAACCAAUAUUUCGAAUUCCCCAAAGGGAAGGCAUCCAUUUUUAAAGCCAGAGGCUUUAAUGUGGGAAAGCUCAAGGGAGAGCAGCUCAUGUCCCGUCGAGGUAGCAUCCUUCAGCCCCAUGAGCACGAUGUCUUGUUGGGACGAGGCGGCAAGAACAAUCAGGCUCUGGGGAAUGAAAAGCUACGAGAGAUGGCUCGGGUGGAGGCGGAAAACUACCGGAGAUCGACGAAGAAAGGGAAGUCAAGCAUUUCUCGAAAACUGGUACGGCAGAUGAGAGAACUUGAUCCACCAGCGAGGUUUAUGAAGAGAAAUUCUGACAAUUCAGAGUGGGAAGAUGUAGGCGACGAGUUUGCGAGGGAGAAAGCUAGCCAGGUAUUGCGGGACGCUGUUGCUGGGUUGCCUGAGAUAACGGGAAGUGGCGAUAUUGGCUACGACGAAGAACGAGAUACGCAGCCUCGUCUGGUGACAGCAUCGCGUUCGAGAGACUCUGCCUCUAGAGCAUACGCUGAAAUGCAGCCUACUCCUACACUACAGUGUAUAGCGUCGUCUUUGCCACCCCCUACUCCUCUUGCAGUGGGUUCACGCAAGCGGAGCCGCUACUCCCAACACUCGGAACAACAACCGACAGCAUAUCCGCGUCAAGGGUAUGCUCCCCACACCCCCACUGUAUACAGUCCUCCCCAAUAUCCUUAUUCAUACGACCACCCAGGCACUUAUACGCCAACACACUAUUCUGGCUUUCCAGCGCGUCCGCCGCUUCCGUCUUUUCUUCACGAACGCAUCAACCCACGCGUGGCUACCCGGCCAGCACGGGUUCAAAACCGAGACACUUCUACGGCAUCAAGCCUUUUAGGGGAGAUUCAAGAGCACGCUACGGAGUUCGAUUUGUUCAAUGGGGAGUUAUUGGCGAGCGAUACAGAAGAGGAAGUAAAGGAAUCACGAGCGCCAUCUGGCUAUCGCCGUGAUUCCUACGGCCACCCAGCGCCACCGUGGCCGUAGAAAAACUUUUUCACCUGUAAGUUUGCAUCCGCUUUUUCACCCGAGACUGGGACGAUGCUAGUGUUGGCAGCGGGGAAUAAAACUAGCGAAUUUCAGCGUCUUUUGUAUUGACUGUGAAUGUAAAUAAGUGUAUACCGAACGACGAAUAGCUUUGGUCAGUCUCUUGACUUUGUAGCUAUUGUCUCGACUGCAAAAA
Molecule: messenger RNA, 1200 nt
Organism: Phaeodactylum tricornutum CCAP 1055/1
Lineage: Eukaryota; Bacillariophyta; Bacillariophyceae; Surirellales; Neidiaceae
Exons: 2
Coding region: 93-1004 (303 amino acids)
Source: RefSeq, a predicted model, not a curated record